GGCUGGGGCUGUCCAGUGCGCCGGUCAAGCUGGACGCAAUCACGGCGCGCGACAAACAAUUGAAUGAAGACAACUGCGGUGGCGGCGGCAGCGACGACGAUGGCGACGUCGACAACGCGGCGCUUAAAUAAACCCCUCAAAAAAGCAUAGAUCAGUAAAGAAAAGGAGAUGGCGUCAGCGGCAGAGUUGCUUGCCGCCGCGCUGCUCAUCUCGACGGUGUCCGCCUCUUGGCAUGGCGCUGUCUCCACACAGUACCAGCAUCUGGACCCUCAUAGCCAUACCUAUUCGUACGGUUAUGCUGAUCCCAACUCACAGAAGCACGAGACUCGUGCUCAUGAUGGUACUACGCGCGGCUCCUAUUCCUAUGUCGAUGGACACGGCCAUCUGCAGUCCGUAGCGUACACAGCAGAUCCGCAUCAUGGCUUCAAUGCCGUUGGCACCAACCUGCCACAAGCUCCAGCCGUGCACCAUGCUGCUCCCGUUUAUGCCGCCGCUCAUUCCGCCUACGUGCCAUACGCUCAUCAUGCGCACGGCAUACACAUCCCGGUGCUGACCCACGAUGGCGUGCCCGUAGACACACCCGAAGUGCAACACGCCAAGGCUGCCCACGCUGCUGCCCAUGCAGCUGCUGCUCACAAUGCUGGCGCCCAUCAUCUGUACAAGCGUUCGAUCUAUGGCGGUGCUUGGGCCUACGGUGGUGCUCCUGCUCACGUGCCACUCACCCAUGGUGGCGUCCCAGUCGAUACUCCCGAUGUACAGGCUGCCAAGGCCGAACACUAUGCUGCCCAUGCCAAGGCUCUGGGUCAAGUGGCUCAUGCUCAUGGCGCUCCCGUCGAAACUCCUGAGGUGCAACACGCCAAGGCCGCCCACUUUGCCGCCCAUGCUGCUGCUCGCUCUGGCCAUGCCAUCGCUCCCAUUGCCCACGGUGGCUACCAUGUGCCUGUCAUCCACAAUGGAGUGCCCGUCGAUACGCCCGAAGUACAGCACGCCAAGGCCGCUCACUAUGCCGCUCUUUCUCAGGCCUCUGCGCACGGCAGCUCGCACAGCUCCUGGGAUGAUGGUCACUAUGAUGGCCGUUGGGACGCCAGCCACGACAGCCACGCCCAGAGCUAUGCCACCGGCUAUGCGCAUAAGGGUCCCAUCCACAUCCCGGUCAUCCACAACGGUGUGCCCGUGGAGCCCGCAGAGGUGCAGCAUGCGCGCGCCGCUCAUCUGAGCGCCCUGGCAGCGGCCAGUCACGGCGGCGCCUCCCACGGCGGAUACUACGGCGGCUCUGCCCAUGAGGACGAUGGCCAGUACCAUGCGCACUACAACCACUAUUAAGUCGAGGAUCUGCCGGAGUCUGCCAUUAACCACAACGAUAACGACGAACAUUCCUACAUAAUCUGCCCGAUAUACUUCUGUUUCACUCUAACGACUACCGAAGCAAGCUAAUGCUUACGCACUUGUCUCUUUCACGCUGCCUAUCUGCAACUACAUAUCUGCAUCUCUGUCUGACACACACUUGAACGGUUAACGACUACACACGGGAGAUUUGAGCUGCUGUCUCACUUGCCCGCUACCCACUCUGACGCCCCAAGUAGAGCCUGAUAUCUUCUUUAACUUUCGAAUUAUCAAUAAUUAUUUUCAACUCUUUUUCUCUAUCUAUAUUUCUAUCUCAUUCUUGCCCACUCUUAACUGUCACUAUCAGACUUGCUCAUUCUCUAGUUGUGCUCUUUCCACUUUCUUUUCUUCUAUAACCGCCCGACUUAUUCUUGAUUCGAGCAACGCUAAACGAGUAUGUUGUAAAUAAUUGUUGUAAUUUUCAAUGUAUCUUGCACUAGAUAUGUAUCUAUAUAU
This is a messenger RNA of Drosophila novamexicana, 1839 nucleotides long. RefSeq names its product histidine-rich protein PFHRP-II (gene Cpr92F). The coding region runs from base 169 to 1323 and encodes 384 amino acids. The transcript has 2 exons. The record is from RefSeq and is a predicted model, not a curated record. Gene Ontology annotation, cellular component: chitin-based extracellular matrix. Gene Ontology annotation, molecular function: structural constituent of chitin-based larval cuticle. NCBI's taxonomy places the organism in Eukaryota, Metazoa, Arthropoda, Insecta, Diptera, Drosophilidae.